UACUUCGGUCACAGCGCUGGACAGUCGUUUAUUCGAGGUCAAAUGAUCCGACAAUUACCCCAAUGCUCGGUUGCCCUCUUAUUUGGAUGCAGCAGUGGCGCGCUUGGAUCGCAAGGCGAGUAUGAUCCACAAGGCUAUGUUCUCAAUUUCCUUAUGGGCGGAAGUCCUGCGGUUGUAGCCAACCUUUGGGAUGUAACGGACAAGAGCAUCGAUCAGGUGUCAAAGAAAAUGAUGGAG
Messenger RNA from Radiomyces spectabilis, 237 nucleotides. Its product is annotated as peptidase family C50-domain-containing protein. Gene Ontology annotation, biological process: meiotic chromosome separation; proteolysis. The record is from RefSeq and is a predicted model, not a curated record. Gene Ontology annotation, molecular function: cysteine-type endopeptidase activity. NCBI's taxonomy places the organism in Eukaryota, Fungi, Mucoromycota, Mucoromycetes, Mucorales, Radiomycetaceae. Gene Ontology annotation, cellular component: nucleus; mitotic spindle; centrosome. The transcript is spliced from 2 exons. The annotation marks the transcript as partial.